CCUUUCCUUUCCUCUCCUCGGGACCGGGUGGGCGAGGGGUUGCGGGAAGGCCCGGUGUGCGGUUGGAGGAGCUCUGAUACCCACCGCCCCUCCCGAAGGGCGCUCCGAGGAGUUAUUCUUAGUGCCAGGCGACUUGCGCGGGGUGGGCGGCCAAGGGCUUUGCUGCUGCCUUUUAAAGCCCGCCUGAGGGACGCGGCGCUGACUUCUCCGCGCUGCCCCCGCAGGGUCGCUGUUCCCGCCAGCGCUCGGCCGCUGCAGCCAGGCAGGGGGUGCGGGGGUCUGGGUCCGCGGGCAGAGGCAAGAGUGGGCGCUGGGCACAAGGGGAGAGGUGCUCCUGAAGGCUGCUGGGCGAGGGGCGCGGGGUCGUGUUUGCUGGUCCUGGGCUAGGAUCUGAUACUACUGUGAAGGUUUGGAGUCAUGGAUGGGUGAAACAACCCCCCUGGGUUACCGACAAGCUCAUUCAUGUGCUAACUUUAUCUGAAGGUGCUAUCCGUGCAGGUUUUUAGAGUCAAAGCAAAUAAUCACAGCACAACCUCAGUUCUUCGGUGCAUUUCGAGAAGUUGGAGAAACCAUGCUUCAGUGGAGAGCACAAAGUGGGUGCACGUCCCUAGCUGUUGUAAACAAGUGUAGGAAAUGUAAGAUUCUUCCCUUCUGCCAACUUUGCAUGUUUAAAUAUAGAAAUGUUGAAGUAUAUGUCAUCCAACAUGUAAUGCUAGUGGCAGCUGAAGAAAUCUAGUCCAAUAAAAUAAUUUUUAAAAUUUAAUGUAUCUGAAGCAGCAGAGCAAAAUCCUUCCUUUUAAAAUGUUAGUUAUCACUUGAGAUUUAUGGUACUGUUUGGAAGAUAGAGUGUUGUGAAUCUGAUGCAAGUCUUGUGUCUGGGUGAACUCCAGUAAAUCAAGGGAACUAAAUUAGUCCUGGGGAGGAGGGGAAAUCGCACCACUUGGUUCUGACAGUGAGUGGAGUUUCUGUGAUUGUUAUGCUGAUGCUGAACACAUCAUUCCAGCAAAAGUAACUCACCUGUGAAAGGGACAGAAGUUUCCUGAAGUUUGUCCCAAGCUGUGAAAGGAAGUCCUUCCAGACCACCCUCUGCUUCAAGUACAUUAGUACCUAACAUUUAUUUAUUUUAAAAGCUUUCAAGCACAUUUAUCUUUGUAUUCUUCCAAAUUAAAACCAAAACAAAUAUACUGAGAGGCAUUUCAAAUGUUUCAGGGAUGGGGAAUGUAAGACAAGGGAUCAUGGCAUAUAGAACUUGUAUAUAUUGAAACAAGCUGAUGGUAGUUUGCUUAUGCUAGAAAGACCAAAUAAAACAAAUUCUAUGAAAAGUUCAUGUAGACACUGUGCAGAUUCAGUACACAGUGGAUCUUGGAUUAGAAUUUGUAUUACACAGUGUGGAAAAUGUUUGAGUUCUGGUUUGUGUUACCUACUGGUAUUAAAACAUUGACAGUAAAAAUAGGCAUAAGGCCUAUACGAAAACUAAACUGGUUUUCAUUGGCAUCUAUAAUGUACUAUACAGACAGAAAAAGACAUGGUGCCUGCCCAGCUCCUGUAAGCAGGUGUCCAUUGCUGCAGUUGAUUCCAUUUGACACUACCCCUGUACACACAAUACUUCUGAACCCUGCUGGGCUCUGGUACAAAUUGGAACAGGAACAAGACAGCUCUACACAGACGUGAGCAGCCAUAAUGAUAUAUUUUGAAAGGUGCAGUGAAUUUUGUAUGUGUGACAUACAUUUUUAGUCUUUUGCAACAUGUUGUAGUUAAGAUUAUCCAUGCAUGGAGUAUGGAGCAUACAUCUUCUGUGUAACUGAUGAUACUAAAACACAACUUUUGAUUCUUCAGACUUCAAUGAAGACUGGCACUUUAUGAAGUUUUAAUGCAAUUAAGUUUUGGUCCUGAAGCUCAGUAUGUUGGCUAGUGUGUGUGUGCAUAAAUGGUCUGACCAAGAUUCUUGACCUAAGUAAAAAUGUACUUGAUGAGAUGCAUGAAUAUGCAGCUGCUUCUAGCUUUGUCCACACUUACGGAUUAAAUAAAAAUCAGUUUCAACUUUCUUAACAGAUUAAUUUAUUUAGAAUUUUUUUAACCUGUCUAUGUAUAAAUCCUUUUAAAGCUUAAGGUUCUAGGUUAACAAGGUACAUAAAUAUGACAACUAAUUUGGAGUCAAUGUGUUAAGUUAUUGAUGCCAUUUAUUAGCAGCUUUAUGGGGAUAUUUUCUAUGUGAAUAUAUUGUCAUAAUAAGCAGCAGUGAGUACAAAAAGACAGGUAAGAUAAAAGUGGAGUAAUAAUUUAAAACUUUUAAAAAACUUUCACUUUUUAAGUGUUUUGGAAACAAUGUAUUUUUACAGAGGGGGCUUCUGUUUGUAAAUCAGUGGUUACAGUUGACUGUUACAGUGACUAAAUCCAGAAGAACUUCUGGGUAAGUAUGUUGGGUACAAGGAUCUAGCAGCUUAGAAUUCCUCUAGUUGGAGAUAACUGCAAAAAACACCUGCAUCUUAAGUGAAAAACAUCAAACUUAAUUUUACUAGUGUAAGGACCAGAAAUGGGACCAAGAUUAACUUCGCAACUGUGAGAAAAAAACACACAGCAGCUUAAGUCAAUGUGGUCUUUAGUUGGCUUGAAAAUGCAUGUUGCCUCUACCUGUCAGCUUGCAUGCAUUGCAGAGUAGUUGAGAAAAGUUGUGACGUGUUCAUUGUAAAAUGAGAUCUAUUGAAAGGUGCUGUGAAGAUUUAGUUCUUCCUUUUGUGCCUUCACACAUUUUUGUUCAUUUUACAGUGGACUUUAUAUUUAAGACAGAGGCAAACAAAGGGGAAGGACUGCAAAUGAUCCAAAAAGACCGGUUGGUUGCUUGCCAUUAACCUGGCAGGAGUGUACCAGAAAGUGAUCGAAGCAGAACCCCAGGCUGGCCACACACUGCCCUGAUACUGUGGGAAAGAGCUCUACAUCCACCAUGUUGCCCUGUGGAUCAGCUUUGUCCUUCAUUCGGUGUCUGGUGAGGAAGAAGAACAUCAGUGGUGAAAGUCCUGAAGAUGCCAACUUGUGCCGCUGUUUAUCAACGAUGGACCUUAUAGCCCUGGGAGUAGGAAGUACCCUUGGUGCUGGUGUUUAUGUCCUUGCUGGAGAAGUAGCCAAAUCCGAUUCUGGACCUAGCAUCGUUGCUUCUUUCCUCAUUGCUGCGCUGGCAUCUGUGAUGGCAGGUCUCUGCUAUGCUGAGUUCGGUGCUCGCGUUCCCAAGACUGGUUCUGCGUAUUUGUAUACUUACGUAACUGUCGGAGAACUGUGGGCUUUUAUCACUGGUUGGAAUCUCAUUUUGUCCUAUGUUAUAGGUACAUCAAGCGUAGCAAGAGCCUGGAGUGGCACCUUUGAUGAACUUCUCGGAAAACAGAUUGGUCAUUUCUUCAGAACCUACUUCAAAAUGAAUUACUCUGGGCUAGCAGAGUAUCCUGACUUCUUUGCUGUACUCCUUGUAUUACUUUUAUCAGGUCUUUUAUCCUUUGGAGUAAAGGAAUCUGCAUGGGUGAAUAAAGUUUUCACUGCUGUUAACAUCUUGGUCCUAAUCUUCGUUGUGAUUUCUGGUUUUGUGAAAGGAGAUGCUUACAACUGGAAAAUUAGUGAAGAAUAUCUCAUAAAUCUUACUGCAGUAACAAAGAAUUUCUCAUCCUAUGAGAAUGUGACAAGUUUAUAUGGGAGCGGAGGAUUUAUGCCAUAUGGUUUCACAGGAACACUGGCUGGUGCUGCAACAUGUUUUUAUGCAUUUGUAGGAUUUGACUGCAUUGCAACAACUGGAGAAGAAGUCAAGAAUCCUCAGAAAGCCAUACCCAUAGGAAUUGUGGUGUCCCUGCUUGUCUGCUUCCUGGCCUAUUUUGGGGUUUCAGCUGCACUGACACUUAUGAUGCCAUACUAUCUACUAGAUGAGAAAAGUCCUCUGCCAGUAGCAUUUGAAUAUGUUGGAUGGGGUCCUGCAAAAUACGUUGUAGCUGUGGGAUCCCUCUGUGCAUUGUCCACAAGUCUUCUUGGAUCCAUUUUCCCAAUGCCGCGUGUAAUCUAUGCUAUGGCGAAGGAUGGCUUGCUUUUCAAAUGUCUAGCUCAAAUCAGUUCCAAAACGAAGACCCCACUAGUUGCUACUCUAUCGUCUGGUGCAGUAGCAGCUAUAAUGGCAUUUCUGUUUGACCUAAAGGCUUUAGUGGACAUGAUGUCUAUUGGUACGCUUCUCGCUUAUUCACUUGUGGCAGCCUGUGUCCUCAUUCUCAGGUACCAACCCAAUUUAACCUACGAGCAACCAAAAUAUUCUCCAGAAAAAGCAGCUUUGACUGCAUCUGAAAGGGAAUCUGCAGUAAGUCAAUCACAGAUAAAUAUGAUACAAGAGAAUCACUUCAGUCUUCAGGCCCUGAUUAAUCCAUCCAGUUUCCCUACAGAGCAGACUGCAACUACUGUUAACUUUUUAGUGAGUCUAUUAGCUUUCUUGGUUUGUUGCUUGAGUGUCCUCACUACGUAUGGGACUCAUUUCAUUGCUAACAUGGAGCCCUGGAGCAUCGGCCUUCUUGCUGUGUUGGUGGCAUCCUUCAUAGUUACUGUUCUCCUCAUCCAAAGGCAGCCUCAGAGCCAGCAGAAAGUAGCCUUUAUGGUUCCACUAUUGCCAUUUUUGCCAUCAUUAAGUAUUCUGGUAAAUAUUUACUUGAUGGUGCAAUUAAGUGGAGAAACCUGGAUCAGAUUCAGCUUCUGGAUGGCACUUGGCUUCCUCAUUUACUUUGCUUAUGGCAUCAGGCACAGUCUUGAAGGUCAUCAUAGCAAUGGAGAUGAAGAUUCUUGUUCAGAAAAUAGUGGGUUGCAAGAAAAGGACCCUGUGGAAGAAGUGGAUGAACCUGAAAAUGCAAAUGAAAGUGAUCAGUUUCUUGCACGUGAGAGGACAAGUGAAUGUUAGUCUAUACAAACGUGCAAGUCUUUUAAACCUUAAAUUGACAUUUUACUUGCAGACUGAAUUUCAAAAGCUUUCUGCCUAUUGCAAGUGUUUACUACAAGGCCUGGCUGAUGUUUUGGACAAGCUGCUAAUCCAUCUUCAUCAUUGCAGACCUGACAGCAUGGAGAUUAAUAUUUAAAUUAAAAAACAAAUGAGGAGUACCCUUUGGCAAGCAAAAAUUUUGGAUGCGUUGUUUGAACUGUCAUCCAAAAUCACUGCCAAUCACAGAAUAUGAAGAAUUUUACAACAGCCUGCAAGCAUUUCUGAACAUUUGACACUACAUUGUGAACGCAAGUGCCUUUUUUACCUUCUCCUUACCUCUGUUGCAAGUUUUGGUCACAAUCUAAUGGCUCUCUUUUUUCUACAGAAGUAACUCUCACAGGAGAUAAAUUGCAGACAGGCCUGGAAAGUAUUUGCAAAACAAAUGGUAAUUGUACAGAUCUGAUACUUCGCAAAAAGUAGAGCAUCGUGUAUUUAUAUAAAAAGAAAUAAUUGCUUACCCUUACCAAUCUGUAGUCAUGGAGAACUCAAACAGUAAAGAUACUUCAAAGGCUUUUAGUCCCUCUAAAUAGUAUUCAAGAUUUCUGCUUAUGUGAAUUCCUUUCCUUUUAGAGAUACUGUGUGUAUAAAAUAACACUUCCAAGAAGAGCUAUGCUGUUUUCUGCAAAAGCAUCUGGGAAAUAAUAACAGAAUCACAGAAUGGUUGGGUUUGGAAGGGACCUCUGGAGAUCAUCUAGUCCAACUCACCUGCUGAAGCAGGUUCACCUAUAGCAGAUCACACAGGAAUGUGUCCAGGUGGGUUUUGAAUGUUUUCAGAGAAGGAGACUCCAACUAAUCUGUAGGUCACACUAUUGACAGUGACAUUCAUAUACGAUUUAGCAAGUAUUAUGCUUUUGAUUUCAGAAGGGCCAGGAUUUUGUCCCUGACUACAUAAUUGGGUAUUUACAUACAGCAGUCAUCAAGUUUUCCUCCUUACUACUCCUUUGUUCUGACUAUACUUUCUUCUCCUUUAUCAUGUGCCAGAGCUGAUAAUUCUGAGAUCAGUUGUUACACAUUGCUUCUCCUCAGAAAAGUUAAUGCACAAAAUCCCAGCCUUCUUUUCUGAUUGAAGGGGAAGUUAAAAAAAUCAGAGGCCCAGGCUUUGGAAAAAAUCCUUGUCAAAACAGUAUUUCAGCACUUCAACUAAGCCUUAAACAUAUGUUAGCACAGCAGGUUUUUGUGAGCUAAGUCUGCAUCUACAAAUCCAUUCAAGUUGGUAGGAAGUCCAAAUGCUAGUUUACGUAAAGAACCGAUUUUUUUUCAGCAGUACUCUUUUUUUAUUAAAGCUAGUGAAAAUGGAAACCUUCCUUCUCUCAACAUAAAAGUAAUGUCACUUGUCAAAGGUACCCAGAUAUUUUAACAGUCUUUCUUAGCAAGUAGCAGGCUCAAGUCCCACGAAGGAUUCCAAAAGGUGAAGUUAUUUUUCAAGAACGUAUUUAUAAAAAUAACUUCCCUAAAGUAAGAACUGUCUUGGACUUUGUCAUGGAGAGUUGCAAUCUGUUGCCAGUACUAAUCACUAGUAUUAAUUUCUGCUGGUAGGUAUCAUAUAAAAACUUCAGAUCUCGUGAGAGUUGAGCACAGUGAAAGCUAUGUCACUAUGUUGGUUGAUAGUGAAAAGCACCUUAUAGUGACUAGAAUUUCACACACACAAAAAAUUUUUAGAGGAAAGAAAAAGAGACUAGUUAAGCUCCUUCUGUCUCCUGUUCUUUUUCACAGUAAUAAAUACAUGCUUUUUAAUCUUAAAACGACUUACGCUGUUGUAAGAGAGAAGCGUGCCUAAAUGUUGAAGGGCAGAAGUGCUUCUCAAUAGAGAACCCUGCAAUGGGCUGAUAUUCCACCGUGGAGCAGUUCUGAGGUUUCCAGCCUGAUGCUUUCUUCCCGGUUUGAACUGGGAGGAGAGGGUCCUGCAGUGCCGGCCGCAGCGGGAGGACAGACGUGUGCUGGUGCACCAGUGGCCUCUACUGGCUACUCAGAAUUAGGAGAAGCUAUCUGAAAAUCUGAGAGGCAUGAAAUAGGUGUAGCACCUACCUCUUAACGGAGGUUAAAGCGUAUACAUCCUCUAAAUGCAACUGCAUUUAGGGACCGUUGUUCUAACAACUGGUGGUCCUUAGAAAUGGAUGAGACGGAGGAUGAGGAGAAACUAUAGUGUGGGUGGCAACAGGAUACCGUUUUUUAAUAUAUUUGAAUUCAUCCAAAAUUGAUCAUGUUAUAGCCAUUUUUUUCCACAACUCUUCAUUGUUUUACAAAUGCCAUUAAAGAAAGACUCAAAUCUCAUAUUAGACUAAUACAAGUAGAUGCUAUACUAAGUAAAUAUUUGGUUGAUAGGAAUGGAUAGGAAUUCUCAGGGCAGUUGCUAGACCUACUGAUAAUUUCCAAUACCUCGAUCCAGUGAAUGUCCAUGUCAGUUGGAUCUCUUAUUUUAAUUAUACUUCUCCACUGAAGCCCAUUUUUAUGCCAAUAAUGAAAAAAAGAACUACAUGUUCUUAUUUGAAAUACUAGAAAUUUAAGACUUUUCAGGCUCUUGAAAGGAAUCCAAUAUAGAAACUCUUAGAUAUGUCAAAACAAAGGUUUUACGUGUAAGUAACCAAAAAACUGAGUAAAUGAAUGUAUGUUAUGUUGUUUUUAAUCCCACAAGGAUUUGAAAUGGAGAAGCUAAUGCUUUUCCUGAUCAGCUGCAACUCUGUCAGCAGCAUGGCUUCUUCAGUGGUUAUACUUUCAGAGGACAUUCUUAAUCUGUCUUGCCCAGUACUCUUAAAUCCUCAGCUGCAAAAAAUGGCAUUGCUGUGGGAGCAAGUCAGCAGUGCUCAGGCAAAGCUUUUGCAUCCCAUCUUUACAAGCCUACAGUGAAACACAGCUCUGUUAAAAGUCCUUACACAUCUUGGUGUCUGGGAAGCAGAGACUUAUUUUUUCUAUGGCUGCUGAUGCUGCAGAGCAGGCGAGCCAGGCCCCCAAGAUGCGAACUCCUGCUGUUCUGUGAUGUGCAAGGAAGAUGCCAUUCCCUCCCAAGGCUAUCAUAUAGAAUGUAUGUGUGCACACCUGUCUAUGUGUUUGCAUCUUUCUGACAUUAGCAUAUAGUGAUUUUGAUGUACUGAUUGAGAUAAUUUCUAUACUUGCACUGGGAUUUUCCUUUGAAGGGAUACUGUCAAUAUACUAAGUUUCUGACUAAAGCAGGUGCUACCUAAGGCUUCUGGGGAUAGAGUAAAUAAAUAUUACAGCUUGUUUACCUAAUGGUUGUGUCAGCACUUUGUGUAUUGACAGUUUCCCCUUUUAUUUGUAUUAAUAUUUCUCCCCUUUGUUAUAGAAAUCAAUUAUAUAAAAAGAAAAGAAUGUGCCUGUACAAGUGUUGCUAAGGGAGAUGGGAGCAGCCGCAGCACAGGGAACUAUCCACUUAACUAAUGAGAUAUAAAAUGUAAUUAAAUGAAAGUCAUUGGGUAUUCUUGGUUGUUUCAAAUGUGCAAAGCUUAUUUAUAUGUGUGUAUAGUUAAAGUCAUUAUUAGUCAGUGGCUGAGUAAGAACACCACAAGCCGGAAGUAAGAUAUUUGUGGUAAUUUGGGUGUGUAUUUUUAUAUGCAGUCUCAAAAUUCCAGGUGCUUUAGUGGGACUUUGCAGGAGCAGGCCAUGUGAAGGACAGCCACGCUAGUCCUUGCCCGGGUGUCAUGUAUGGAACAAAUCCUGGUUUUGUUCUGGCGUUUGCCGUGUGUCUGUAUUUGCCAAGGGAGCAGCUAAAAGCACAAGUCCAGUGGAAUUAAAUUGUUGUUGUUUUUUAACAUAGUUGUUGAUAUUGUAAAUUGUUCUGUGCAAAUAAUAAUGGUAUGUGUCAAUACAAAAUAUCUUUUAUUGGAAGUAGCUUAUUGUUUUUUUCCUUCCUUUGUGGAGAAAAAUCCCCCAAAACAUGUAUUCGUGUUUGUACAUUCUGGAUGUGCCUUUAGAUAGAGGAAUUAUUCUUACCUAGUUGGAUUUAAGAAAGUAAGCCAAAGAAUAUUUAAGGGAGAAUAAAUAAAGCUUUUCGUUCUGAGGGAUAAGAGAUAACAUUUCUGUAUAAUUUAACUAAAGUGAUCUUCUUGUGGUAUUCCAGUCCUAGUUCUGCAACAGGAACUUUUAUGAGGCAUCUUAGAUUUCAUUGUCUGCUGGAUAAAACUACUCUAUUAACAAUAGUAUGUUUUUACCUGUACAACAAAUGCUGGUUAGAUUCCUAAAAUGUCAUAUUAUGUUUAUGUCACAAUGUGUUAAAGCUAUUUAUAUUACCUGCUGUCAGAGAAUUAUCACGAGUAAAUGGCAAUAGUAGUGAUAUAUGUUUACUUAUGUACUUACUUUAGAAUCUAACACUGCCACCCAGAAACUUCAAAUAAUACAGUGAAUUUAGAGGCAUAGACUUGGUAAAGCUUAAAUAUAUAUUCUGUAUUUUAUUAGAUGUUAAAUGUACGAGUCUAGCCAUGUUUUUUUGAAAAUUUUUAAGAAACAAAAGGCACACUGUUUUCAUUGAUGUUUUUGGUAAGUCCCAAUAUCAGGUGUGCCAUAGGCAUCCUGAGAUACUGAGAGCUGAACAGCCUGGGUGAAAUCCAUGGCAGUGCAGGCUGCCUGUGUGGGACUGCGCAAUUGUUUUAAUCAGGUGUGAUGCCUUUGACAUGGAGGUGCAUUUUGUAAAGUAGGAAUUAAAUUCACAUGAUGGCUGGCAUGUGUUACUUCAUUUCAUAAAAAAAAAAAAAAAGAAAAUAAAAGCACCUUAUAAUGCUCUUGGUCCCUAAUUCUUCCUAGACUUGCCAGGAAUUGUAUAGAAAUUGCAGUACACUCAUUGAAAGCGCUGGGAUUACUCAGUGUUAGGCAAAUACAUAUUUUACAGAAAGAGCAGUUGGUAUUUCACAUAGUGUAGGAUCUUUGUAUUUGAUUGUACUUUAAGUAUUCAGUUGUAUUUGUGCUUUUAGGUUUUUUAUUUUUUUUCCUGCUACAUGUUUUGAGGACCUCUGCAUUUUUAAUAGUUGGAUCUUUCCAAACCUGAAUAUAAUGCCUUUACCAUCUCCUGAUCUGUUUUCCAUUUAAUUUUAGAAAUCAAGCUCCUUAACAUUAGCUAAGUCAAAGGAUUUCUGUGCACAGACAUGCAUUGCAAAGAACUGUGUGUAUAUAUAAUUAUUUUUAUUGUCCAUUGGACAAAUUCUUUUGUCUUUGUAUGUUUUCAUUGAGCCUUGUGCUGGGUAAACUCCAGCUUCACCAGCAGAAGUUUAGCUGGAAUCAGGACAAAGGAUAAAACGAUCUGAAUGUUCAGGAUGGCUUUUUUUCUAUUGUGUAACCAGAAAGUAAAGCAUGAAAGACGUGUUACAAAUCUUUAAAAAGAGUUAUGUGUGCAUCAUUUUAAGAAACAUUAUUGUUCAUAUCCAUUUUAACUUUUCCUUCUGUUCAUAUGUACAUUGUAGUGAUUAUUUCUGUAUUAUAUGCUGCUGAGCAUUUGAAAUGUAGAUAGGACGACUAUGAUGCAAUUUAAACCACAAAUUUGUAUUUCCUUGAACUGCUCUACCAAAAUGAAAAGUCUUGAAUUUUUAUGAAUGUAAAAAAUGCUUGUAUUUAAGAAUAUGGUGCUUCUUUUUUCACUUUUACAAUAGAAUUGUAAGCAGCGAUAUUUUUAGUUACCUUAGUUACAGAUUCUGAUGGAAAUUACAUUGCUCUUCAUUUACUGUAAAAUGUACUUCACAGGAUAACAAUUGUGCAUUUGUUCUGUAUUUUUAAAUAAAGUUGAAUCUCACUUUUA
Molecule: messenger RNA, 10727 nt
Organism: Columba livia (rock pigeon)
Lineage: Eukaryota; Metazoa; Chordata; Aves; Columbiformes; Columbidae
Gene: SLC7A2
Product: solute carrier family 7 member 2
Exons: 13
Coding region: 2942-4912 (656 amino acids)
Biological process (GO): L-ornithine transmembrane transport; L-arginine import across plasma membrane
Cellular component (GO): plasma membrane
Molecular function (GO): L-arginine transmembrane transporter activity; L-ornithine transmembrane transporter activity; L-lysine transmembrane transporter activity
Source: RefSeq, a predicted model, not a curated record